GGUUCCUUAUCAUGGGAAUCCCGCUGGACUUGGAAAUUGUUUUAUUCCUCUUCUCCUUCUUCCAUCCAAUCUGCAAUUUCCAAUACGAUGCCUUCUUUUGCUAUGGUUCCUUCUUCUUCCCACCUGUGGCUCCCCCGAAAGCCACCCAAGCUUGUUUUACCCGUUCGUGCAUCUUCUUCUUCUUCUUCUCCAGUUUCUUCCACUUCCUUCGAUUUGAAGUCCUAUUGGACUUCUCUGAUGUCUCAGAUCAAUCUCAAGCUGGACGAAGCCAUUCCCGUCAACUUCCCUCCCCAGAUCUACCAAGCUAUGAGGUACUCUGUCCUCGCCAAAGGUGCUAAGCGCUCCGCUCCUGUCAUGUGCAUCGCCACCUGCGAACUCUUCGGCGCCCACCGCAGCGCCGCUUUCCCCACCGCCUGCGCCCUUGAAAUGGUUCAUGCAGCUUCAUUGAUCCAUGAUGACCUACCCUGCAUGGAUGACUCUACCUCUCGUCGAGGCCAGCCCUCCAACCACACUGUCUAUGGUGUUGACAUGGCCAUACUCGCUGGUGACGCUCUUUUUCCACUUGGAUUUCAUCACAUUGUUUCCCAUACUCCCUCUGACCUUGUGCCUGAGGCCCAACUCCUCCGUGUGAUCUCCGAGAUCGCCCGUUCUGUAGGCUCCACCGGCAUGGCGGCGGGGCAGUUCCUCGACCUUGAAGGCGGGCCUAGCGAAAUUGGAUUCAUCCAAGAAAAGAAGUACGGGGAAAUGGGGGAGUGUUCUGCAGCAUGUGGAGGACUUCUAGCUGGUGCUGAAGACGAUGACAUUGAGAGACUGAGGAAGUAUGGGAGAGCUGUGGGAGUACUGUACGCAAUUGUGAAUGAUAUUUUAAGAACAAAAACGAAAUCUGAGAAAGAAGGCGAGAGGAAAAACAGGGGGAAGAGUUAUGUGGAGAUAUACGGAAUUGACAAAGCAACUGAGUUGGCUGAGGAGCUUAAAGCAAAGGCCAAGGCAGAGUUAGAUGGAUUUCCUCAGAAGUACCAGGAACGAGUGUUUCCUCUGUAUGGUUUUGUGGAUUAUGCUGUGGAUAGAAGUUUCAGUGUUGUGGACGCUACUAGUGCAUGACGGAUUGGUUCUUGGAAUUUGAUCCCACAUUCUUUUGCCGGAAUCUUCUUCCAUCACUUUUUUUGACGGCAGUAGCUCAAAUGCUGCUUCUGAGCUGAAGCAGCACGGACACACGCAGUUUUCUGCCUGAAACCUUAACCAGAGCUGGCUAAUUCUGAUUUCAUAUAUCUGUUGUUUAUUCUCGGAACAUUGCCAUCAAAAUUGUUCGGAUGCAUGAUAAUAAGCGUGAUCCUAAGAUUAACUGUUUAUUGUGUUACUGUAGGCGGGUUAGUCUAUACAAAACGCUCAAGUUGUUAAA
This is a messenger RNA of Prosopis cineraria, 1399 nucleotides long. Its product is annotated as heterodimeric geranylgeranyl pyrophosphate synthase small subunit, chloroplastic-like. Gene Ontology annotation, biological process: isoprenoid biosynthetic process. Bases 88 to 1101 code for a protein of 337 amino acids. The record is from RefSeq and is a predicted model, not a curated record. Lineage: Eukaryota; Viridiplantae; Streptophyta; Magnoliopsida; Fabales; Fabaceae. Gene Ontology annotation, molecular function: prenyltransferase activity. The transcript has 2 exons.